This is a messenger RNA of Pygoscelis adeliae (Adelie penguin), 2154 nucleotides long. Its product is annotated as lethal(3)malignant brain tumor-like protein 3. Gene Ontology annotation, molecular function: zinc ion binding; protein binding. The coding region runs from base 1 to 2025 and encodes 674 amino acids. Lineage: Eukaryota; Metazoa; Chordata; Aves; Sphenisciformes; Spheniscidae. Gene Ontology annotation, biological process: regulation of DNA-templated transcription. The transcript is spliced from 19 exons. The record is from RefSeq and is a predicted model, not a curated record. Gene Ontology annotation, cellular component: nucleus.
AUGGAUUGCUUUGAGAAUGGAAAGUUUUGUACUCAAACGGGCUCCCAGCAGCACAGGGACAGCAGUGGCUGUCAGGUGAAUGAGGCUGACAGACCUGUCAAACGUCUCAGAAGGAAGAGAAGGCUGCUUCUGGAGUCUGAGGAUGACGAGGAAAAUGCAGAUGAGGAUGAGGAGAAGAAUAAAUCAAAUAAUAUGAAAAGCCGCAGAAACACUAAACCAAUAAAACAAGCUGUUCCUGGAAAGAAGAAGGUAUGGAACUGGGUUUCCUACUUAGAAGAGGAACGGAUGCCAGCUGCUCCCCUAAAACUGUUCAGAGAGUAUCAAUCAUUCCCACAAGGCCGAAAUGGAUUUAAAGUUGGAAUGAAAUUGGAAGGGCUGGAUCCUGAACACCCCUCUCGAUUUUGUGUUCUCACAGUGGCUGAGGUGCAAGGAUACAGAAUGCGAUUACACUUUGAUGGUUAUCCAGAGUGCUAUGAUUUCUGGGUUAAUGUUGAUUCCUCAGACAUCCAUCCUGUUGGCUGGUGUGAAAAAACAAGUCAUAAGCUGCUCCCUCCUAAAGGUUUCAAGGAGGGAGAAUUUAACUGGACUUCCUAUUUAAAGAAUUGCAAAGCUCAAGCAGCUCCAAAAAGCCUUUUUAAGACCCUCAGCACUCCUGUCACACCCUCUGGGUUUCGGCUGGGAAUGAAACUAGAGGCAGUGGACAAGAAGAAUCCGUCGCUGAUGUGUGUCGCAACCAUCACAGACAUGGUGGAUAACCGCCUGCUAAUUCAUUUCGAUAACUGGGAUGAGAGUUAUGACUACUGGUGUGAAGCUAGCAGCCCAUAUAUUCGUCCUGUUGGCUACUGCCAAGAAACUGGAACCCCACUGACAACACCACCUGGAUACAAGGAUUCCAAAGCCUUCUCAUGGGAGAAAUACUUGGAAGAAACUAAUUCCCAGGCAGCCCCAGCAAGAGCAUUCAAACUGCGUCCUGCUCACGGAUUCCAAGUUAAUAUGAAGUUGGAGGCUGUGGACAGAAGAAAUCCCAUCUUGAUAAGAGUGGCAACAAUAGUUGACAAAGAUGACCAUCGCAUUAAGAUACAUUUUGAUGGUUGGGACCAUAAUUACGAUUUCUGGGUCGAUGCAGACAGCCCUGAUGUUCAUCCGGUAGGCUGGUGUGCAAAAACUGGACAUGCUUUGCAAGUCCCUCUAGGUGCUGUUGAUCGAGUGGGAACAGUGGGACAAGCGUGUCCUACUCCAGGCUGCCACGGUAUCGGUCAUGUCAGGGGACCACGAUACGGAACACAUUAUACGUUAGUUGGCUGCCCAUAUUCUGAUGUGAACCUCAACAGAGAAAACUUGUUACAGGACCGCCUGAGUGGGGAGAGACCUUCCCCUAGCAAUAGUAUGCAGAAAGCCAAGAGGCUGGAGACUCCUGCCCCAUUUCUGUUGGGAGCAGGAGAGUCUUCUCAGGAGGACUCUCCACAAUCCAGAAAAUCUGCACAAGACAGUGAAAAGUCAUGUCAAAGCAGUGUUCACAGUCUGUCGGAACAGUCUGAAAACAAUCAAGAGAGAGACUGGGUAGAAGAGGAUUCCUCUGCAGACAUCAAAGCCAAACCGAAAAAGCUUGGGUGCUCGCAUGCCUAUAUAAAGUUCCAGCUGGUGAAACAGGAAAGCAGUGGGAAAGACCCUGAUUUGGAUCUCCAGCAGGCCCUCCACCAGUCCAUCUUCAUGCCUUCCCUGGCCUCUAACCCGACCCACCGCCUCCAUCUCUGCUGGGAGCAGCACUGCAAGCUCUUGCCAGAGGUCUCGGGCCUCACGGCCAAACACGUGGCCAAAUGGACUGUGGAAGAGGUGGUAAGCUUCAUCCAGCGUUUACCUGGUUGCAAAGAACAAGCAUCUGUUUUCAGGGAAGAGCAGAUAGAUGGUGAGGCCUUCCUGCUCCUGAACCAGAGCGACAUAGUUAAAAUACUCAGUAUCAAGCUGGGUCCUGCCCUGAAGAUCUACAACGCCAUUCUCAUGUUCAAGUCUGCAGAAGACAACUGAGAAGAGCCCUUUGGCAGAGCCCACAAGGAAUUGACGGGGAGCAGAUCUUCAACUGAGAGCAUUACAACGUGCCGAACAGGCAGAUUGGGACUCAGAUGUAUUUUAAGUAGAACUUAUUAAAAACAUUUU